This is a messenger RNA of Rubroshorea leprosula, 1020 nucleotides long. The record is from the annotation of a GenBank genome assembly. NCBI's taxonomy places the organism in Eukaryota, Viridiplantae, Streptophyta, Magnoliopsida, Malvales, Dipterocarpaceae.
AAAGGAAAUAUAGGUAAAUAAACUGAUAUAAUUAAUCUACAGGAAGAGGAAGAGAGUGUGUUGAUAAUGCAGAAUAGGAGAAAGUUAGUGUGAAAUGACAAUCAAAUGAGAGGGAGAUUCAAUCAGAAAGUUUGGUGCAAAAAUGGCUGAUGUUGCAACAGAAAGCAUUAGAGACAGUCACAAAUGUCCAAACCUUGAUUUGUUUGCUACAUAUCCCACACCCCUUUAAAUUGUGCCUUCCAUUCCUUAGCUAAUAUGUCUCAACUCAACCAAGCUACACAGAUGGAGAAAACAAAGUUUGUCAAAGCUGCUGCUACUUCCAAGUCUGCAGUUUCUUGGAGUUCCACAGCUGGAGGAACGACAACAAGAGAUCAACUCAAAGAUAAAUCUAAGGCUAUACCAAAGGCUCCAGCAAAGGAAAACACAAAGCCACUAGAUUUCAAACUCCACACAGAACAAAGAGCAGUUAAGCGGGCAAUGUUCAAUUAUUCAGUGGCCACCAAGCUGUAUCUCAUGAACUUACAAAAGAAACAAGUAGAGAAACUGCAGAAGAUGCUUGAGGAAGAAGAGGUUCGUUUGCUAAGAAAGGAGAUGAUUCCCAAAGCACAACUGAUGCCCUUUUUUGACAGACCAUUUUUCCCACAAAGAUCCAACCGGCCUUUAACCAUUCCAAAAGAGCCGAGCUUCCGCAACUUAAACAGCACAUGUUGGAGUUGCAUAUGCGGGAAUCAACUCUACAGUUUUCAACAUGCUCAUGCUUGAAUUGAAUGUGCAUUUAUUCAUGCUUUUUGUACGAUCUACUUGUGUAGUUAACUUCCCCCCCCUUUUUUUUAUUUUUGGUUCUUCACUGAGAUACGUAAUGGCGGUUUUCGUACCGUCGAAAUAAUGAAAUGUCAAUCUUCCUAUUUUCGUAAGUCGUUUUAAGUUUACGAAUCCUGUAAGAUUAGUACGAUCCUACAGAGUGAUUGUAUAGUGACUAUGUUCCUGAGGAUGUAGGCUGAAUAAAUAGCAUCUGAUGUA